AAGUGGAGAACCUCCUGCAGCCGCUUCCUUGUUUACAUUACAGGCUGGGGUCAGCAAUGUUCUCUGCGGUUACACACAAGAACGUAAUACGAACUGCUUGCUGCUCCAUGAACUCUUUAACAGUAUAGGGCUUCCAUAGCACGUAACUGGGAAAAGGUGAGAGUCAUUGCUGCUUGCCAGGUCUUUUGCUCCAUGCGUGGAUUCGCUGAUUUGUUCCCUGCCCCCCUGGGCCUCUGGAUGAUGUGUUUACUAUGGCCAGUGACCCACUGGAAGGCUUUCAUGAAGUGAAUCUUGCAUCGCCCACUACCCCUGAUCUUGGCGAGCGUGAUGCCAGGCGUCAGGAACCAACUACCUCAAACAAUAUUGUAUACCGCCCCCAUUUAACCGUAAACUCUAAUCUAAUUCAACCAAACAGCUUGAAUGCCUCUGACCUACCUACACAACCUGUAUAUUCCUCUCCGAGGCAUUUACACUGCGGAGACACUACAGGGGUAAGCGUCAGCUUAGCGGAAAAGGUAACUUGUUCUACCUCUGGGUGCAAGACAUGUUGCCCCAAACACAGCAGAAGAAAGGACAGCAACCGUGCAGAGCGAGAGUUCUUGCAGGGUGCCACAGUGACGGAUCUAGUGGAUGGGUCAGAUGAUGUGCUUGGAUGGAGUACAGACAGCCUAUCGCACUUACGGAGCCCAUCUGUGCUCGAAGUCAGAGAAAAAGGAUAUGAGAGGUUGAAAGAAGAACUGGCUAAAGCUCAAAGUGAGCUGAAACUCAAAGAUGAAGAAUGUGAAAGAUUGUCUAAGGUGCGAGACCAACUGGGGCAGGAGUUGGAAGAGCUUACAGCAAGUCUUUUUGAGGAAGCACACAAAAUGGUCCGCGAAGCUAACAUUAAACAGGCUGCUGCUGAGAAACAGCUGAAGGAAGCUCAGGGGAAGAUUGAUGUGCUCCAGGCAGAAGUUGCUGCUUUAAAAACACUUAUUCUUUCCACCUCCCCAACAUCACCUACAAAAGAACUGCAGCCAGGUGGGAAGACACCCUUCAAAAAAGGCCAUGCCAGGAACAAAAGCACAAGUAGCGCAAUGGGUGGAGCUGCACUAGACCUCAGUGUGAUGCAACCAAUUGUAAAGGACUGUAAAGAGCCUGAUCAUUCUCUUUAUAAUGAAUUCAGAAUAUGGAAAGAAGACCCUUCAAUGGAAAGGACAUGUCCAUUUUUAGAAAGAAUUUAUGCGGAAGACAUUUGCCCCUGUUUAGCAUUCUCCAAAAGUGAACUGGCCGCUGCUGUCCUGGAUGCUGUAGAAAACAACACCUUGAGUAUUGAACCUGUUGGUUUGCAACCUGUUCGAUUUGUGAAAGCCUCAGCAGUAGAAUGUGGUGGCCCAAAGAAAUGCGCUCUGAGCGGUCAGUCAAAGUCGUGCAAGCACAGAAUCAAACUGGGAGAUUCCAGCAAUUAUUAUUAUAUUUCACCGUGUUGUAGAUAUAGGAUUACCUCUGUGUGUAAUUUCUUUACGUAUAUCAGAUAUAUCCAUCAAGGGCUAGUAAAGCAGCAGGACGUUGACCAGAUGUUCUGGGAAAUUAUGCAACUAAGAAAAGAAAUGUCUCUAGCAAAACUUGGAUUUUUUAAAGAGGAGAUUUAGAACACUACAAGAAUGCACUUAAACAUUCCCUGGACUUAACACAUUUCCUGCUAUUCAGACUAAAGGACCGUUGCAGCACAUAGGUUUAUCCAUUUCUGACAAUGAAAUAAAUGGCAAAUUCUGUAUCCUUACUAUGUACUUUGCAAAUUGCACUGCUGAGCUAUAAUGUGACGCAUCAAAAUUAAACCUAUGCCGUGUGUGCUUGCAAGUGACAGUUAAUUGCUAAGGACCUGACAAGCAUUCGCAGGCCUCAUCAACUAUACAUUAUUGGUGAUAGAAAUGCAGAUUUGAAGAAAUAAACGGUAGUUUGAAA
Bombina bombina (fire-bellied toad) is the source of this 1941-nucleotide messenger RNA. RefSeq names its product RAB3A interacting protein (gene RAB3IP). The coding region runs from base 252 to 1628 and encodes 458 amino acids. Gene Ontology annotation, molecular function: guanyl-nucleotide exchange factor activity. The transcript has 11 exons. Gene Ontology annotation, biological process: exocytosis. Lineage: Eukaryota; Metazoa; Chordata; Amphibia; Anura; Bombinatoridae. Gene Ontology annotation, cellular component: Golgi to plasma membrane transport vesicle. The record is from RefSeq and is a predicted model, not a curated record.